CACAGGCGCCGUGCCCCAAGCUUGUUGGUGGGAGAGCUGGGGACGAUGGCGCAGAACCUGUACGGUCCACGAGUCCGAAUUGGCAACUGGAAUGAGGACGUCUACCUGGAGGAGGAGAUCAUGAAAGACUUCUUAGCAAAGAGGGAUAAAGGACAACUUCUCAUACAGAGAAACAGAAGACUAAAAGAGAAUCUUUUGAGACCGAUGCAGCUUUCCAUAUCUGAAGACGGAUACAUUCACUAUGGCGACAAAGUGAUGCUUGUGAGUCCCGACCAUCCUGAGACAGAGGCUGAUCUGUUUCUGCGUGGGGACCUCAGCCUGUGUAUGACUCCAGAUGAGAUUAAAGCCCAUCUGAGCAAUGAAUUAGAGGUGCCCUGUGGCCUGAGUGCAGCUCAAACCAAGAUCCCAGUUGGCAGAAACACUUUUACUAUUUUGUGUGCGGCUGGAGAGGUCAUCGGUCAAGUCCUCAGAUACGGGCAGAACUUCCGCCUUGGGAUAACAGGAGGAUUUGAUGACAGAAUGUUAUAUUUAUCAAGUGACCACAGGACCCUUCUGAAGUCAUCCAAGAGGUCCUGGCUCCAGGAAGUGUCCCUGACGCACGAGGAUUCCUACCUGAACUGCUGGCAGGCCGCCUUCCCUCAUCCCCAGCUUCGUCUGGAGUAUGAGGGCUCCCCUGUCCCGGCAAACACAAAGAUUCUUAUCACUCACUGCCACACGAAUCGCGGGCUGGUGGCCCACCGGCAUCUUUUCCUAAGAACCUAUUUUGGAAAGGAAGCAGAGGUCGCUGCUCACACCUAUCUGGAUUCGCACAGAGUUGAAAAGCCAAAGAACCACUGGAUGUUGGUGACUGGGGUUCCCAGGAAGGACUUGUCCACCAUGUUGGACCUGCCCAAGCCUCCGGCAGAGGACACCCGAGCGCUGGAGCAAGUGAGAGAGCAGGCUUCGGACCCAGGCGCGGGAAACACACCCGAUGCGCCCGGCUGCGUGCCUCAGUGCGCACUUCCAAUGUAGCUGUAUGGGAAAUCAACCUUGCAUGCCUCAGGCUAUUAAGAAAGGCAGCGAACUCUCUGAACAUUGUAUUAAAACAAAGACUCUAUUCAGACUAUUGAAUUAACAGUGGAGGUCUAGGACACAGGAAAAAAAAUUGCCGUGGGCAAUAGCUCAGAAAUUGCAUUUGAAGGUUACCGGAUGACAUUCCUUUGUUGAUGAGCAAAUUCUGAAGACUCAGCUUCCUAUAUUUAGAUCCUCUGUAGCAGCAGCUUCUACGAGGGCUGUGUUACUUUUUAAAGCUAUGUCUUUGCAAUAAAGUUA
This is a messenger RNA of Capra hircus (goat), 1311 nucleotides long. It is a transcript of the gene CFAP161, whose product is annotated as cilia and flagella associated protein 161. The record is from RefSeq and is a predicted model, not a curated record. Gene Ontology annotation, cellular component: motile cilium. The coding region runs from base 46 to 1011 and encodes 321 amino acids. The transcript is spliced from 7 exons. Lineage: Eukaryota; Metazoa; Chordata; Mammalia; Artiodactyla; Bovidae. Gene Ontology annotation, biological process: cilium assembly.